AUGCACACUAACGUGGGCAGCAGAGUUCUCGAUGAAGAAGGGUUUCUAGGAAGAUUUCCCCAUCCAGUCUAUUAUGAUGAAGACGGAAUUGCCAAUGUACUUGCUAUGCGCGAGAUGAUUGCUGCAGGAUACCGCAUUACCAUGGAUACUGAUUUUGACAAUGCCUUCGUUGUGCAUUGCGAUGGAGACAGACAGAUCCGACUUGUGAAUUGUAAGGGUGUAUAUGUGUUGGAGCAACUUGGAGCGGAUGUCAAACCAGGUGCCAAAGAGAUAAGUGCAAUGUAUUGUCGCCAGUUAAGCAGCGUAAAUAAACAACCCCAUUUCGAACUUUCUUCAAAACAGAAUGGAUAUGCUGGACUCGGGAUGACUGCAAAGAUGGCAACGGUUCGAAAGAACAAGGAAGGAUUCACUCCAAGACAAGUCAAGGCUGCAAUGGAAGCGAGAAGUGCGAUGCACAUACUCAAUGCUCCAAGCACCAAAAGUCUGAAGUAUGCGAUCCGAUCUGGUCUCAUCAAGAACUGUCCUAUCACUGAAGAAGCGAUCAACCAUGCCAAAGCAAUCUUUGGACCUGACGCAUCUACAUUGAAAGGCAAGUCAACAAGACCAACUCCGAAGAAGACACACGAUGACUUCUUCACAUUGGAUAAGAUAUUCCGCCGCUGCAAUAAGGCAGGCUUUCAUGUCAAGACAAUCAAGUGUGAUCAAGCUUUCAUCCCUCUGACGGAUGAUAUGCUAGAUGAUAUGGGUGUUACUCUUGACCCAACUGCAGCUGGAGACCACGAGCCUACAGCUGAGCGAUACAAUUGA
Molecule: messenger RNA, 807 nt
Organism: Cylindrotheca closterium
Lineage: Eukaryota; Bacillariophyta; Bacillariophyceae; Bacillariales; Bacillariaceae
Source: the annotation of a GenBank genome assembly